AUGCCGCGGGGAGCGCGGGGAGCGCCGCGCCGGGGCCGCGGGAGGCGGGACGGGGGCCGCGGGAAGCGGAAGCGCUGCCCUGCGAGGGCGGGGCCCGGGCGGCUGCGCGGGACCUUCCCUUUGCUUUCAGCUGGGACUGCUGCAGACGUGUAUCAGUUCCUGAAAGAAAGUUGUAAUGCAUCUAUAAAUGCAGAUGUGAGCACUUUCCCAGCUUGCUCAGUGGCUGGUAUUCCAGGUGCCAAGAAAUGGUAUUUUGCAAGUCAUGUCAUUUGUGGUUAUUAUCAGUUCUGCAGUUCUGACUGGGAGGAAAUCAAUGCUGACACACAAAAAAAUGAAGAUUCUUACCAAGCAAGCAUUGACGAGAACCUGGGAACCACACAAAGUUUUGAGGAAGAUGACAACAGUCAGGAAUCACUGUCUCUGACUGAUAUCUAUGAUGAAGCUGCUGAAAGUCUGCAUCAAUUAGCUGAUAAAUUGCCUGCCCCAGGCAGAGCAAUGGUUGAUGUAAUCCUGCAGGCUGGUGAAUGUGAUGGACCCAAGUUAAAGGACUGCUUGCCUGCUAUUGGUGCCCUGAAACACCUGAGGGAGUGGCACUCUGCCCAGAUCACUAUUGCUGCAAGUGAUGCUAAAGGCUGGCAAAAGAUUGCAGACUAUCUGUCAGCAGACUUUGUAUCUUCAGAUGAUAUAAUGAAUAUUAUUGACUUAAAUGAACUCUGGAGAGGAAAGAUUCAGAUAUGGGAAAGAAAGUUCGCAUCGGGAGUCGAUUUUCCAGAAUUUUGCAUAAAGAGCACUUCAGCCAAGACAUUCAGGACUGCAAAUUUAAAUUCCUGCCUUGCUGCUAAAAAAGAAUGCCAAUUGAGGAAUACUGAUACUUUGCCAGAAGUUUUUCAUUACUAUGGUCCUGCACUGGAAUUUUUACAGAUGGUGGUGCUCUCUGAUCUACCUUCCAUUUUUAUAUCAGAUCUGGAGUUUGAGCUGAGCCUGUCAAGAAAGAAUACCAAGGAGACAUCUACACUGCUUUUGGACCAGAUUUCUUUUCUCUCUGGGAAGGUGGGAGCUUUAUUUACAUUGCCAUGUAAUGUAAGCAGUGUAGUGAUCCCAUCUCCUGCCCAGCUGAGCACCAAGAAAUGGAAGGAAUAUAUGGCUAAGAAAACCAAGGUCAUUUCUGUUCCAGAAAUUGAACUGAAGGGAGAAUCUUGCCGAUAUUAUUUCUUGCUCCAAGGCAAUGGCUCUGGAGGAUGUAAAGCAACCUUGAUUCAUUCAGCUGGCCAGAUCAAUGGGAUGGCCACUCUUGCUGCAGUAAACGGAAAGCUAAAGGCAAAAGCAGAAGAAACAGAGUCAGGCUUUCAUAUUUCUGAUUUUAUCAAGUCUCUGCCAUGCUAUUGUGGAGAGGAUAUUGUACAGAGAGAAACAAAACUGUCUCAUCUUCAAGUGUUUGCCUUGAAGGAGUAUCUCAUUCCAGAAAUUGAACUGAAGGGAGAAUCUUGCCGAUAUUAUUUCUUGCUCCAAGGCAAUGGCUCUGGAGGAUGUAAAGCAACCUUGAUUCAUUCAGCUGGCCAGAUCAAUGGGAUGGCCACUCUUGCUGCAGUAAACGGAAAGCUAAAGGCAAAAGCAGAAGAAACAGAGUCAGGCUUUCAUAUUUCUGAUUUUAUCAAGUCUCUGCCAUGCUAUUGUGGAGAGGAUAUUGUACAGAGAGAAACAAAACUGUCUCAUCUUCAAGUGUUUGCCUUGAAGGAGUAUCUCAAGAGAAAGGAAUUGACCAAGCAGCCUGCAGUUAUUUCUACCAAUGAGUUUAAAAGCUUAUUAAAACUCACAAGAGAAUGUUUCUUGGACCUGUGCAGCACUAGUCUUCCUAAACCUGUUCUACAGAAGGUCUGCAAUAAAACCAGGUCAUGCACUGAGACUUGUGAGCCUGAUUUAAUAGAGCCAAAUCCAUUGGAGUGGCCAGAAAGACACGUUCUUCAGAAUUUGGAAAACUUUGAAAAAAACAAACAAAAAAUGAGAGUUCCUCUGUUUGCACAUUCACCUGAGCAGUUGCUGGGACACAAAGACAGCCAGAGGGAGUCCCUGACCUUGCUGGAUGCUAAAGAGCUGCUGAAGUAUUUCACCCCAGAGGGGUUGCCUGUGGGGGAUCUCCAGCCACUGCAGGUUCCCAAGCGUGAAAAAGCAUUUCUUUUGACACCAGAGCUUACUCCUCGAAAACUCAGAGGUUUGCCUUUUGAAAAAGCAGCUGGAUGCCAUUAUCACGGACUUGAAUAUUGUCUUGAUAACAGAAGAGCCUUGGAGAGAGAUGUGGGAUAUGCUGAACUUCAAACUCGUCUUAUCCGCUAUGAAACUCAGACUACUUGCACCAAAGAGUGCUGCCCUGUGCCACUUGUCCUGAGCCCUCUCCCAUCCCCUGCAGUCUUGUCAGAGCCUGGAAGUGUCCUUGAUGGAGAGACUUUGCAAAGCGAGCUCAAAACAGAGACAUCAAGGCUAAAAGGCAGAUCAAAAGACCUGGAUUACUUUUAUCCCAAGAAAAGGCUAACCAAAUCCGAGAGCAUGGACUCGCUGCUGUCGCAGGCAGGGGGAGGCAGCAGGAGCCGCGGUGCGGGCGCUGUGCCGAGGAAGCGCUCGCAGAGAUCCCUCUGUGAGGCUGCAGUGCCCUGGAGAGUGCCCAGCCAAGGCCACAGAGCUGCCACCAGGGCUGCCUCAGCUGCAGAGCCUGAGGCUGCAAAGCCAGAGAAGGAAUCGAGAUCCCAGAAACACACAAGGAUGCUGAAGGAGGUGGUUGCUAAGACUCUUCAAAAACAUGGAAUUGCAGAAGAUCAUAAGUGCUUUGCAUCCUGCAGCCAGCGUCUAUUUGAGAUAUCAAAAUUCUACCUAAAGGACCUAAAAACUUCUAGAGGACUUCUUGAUGAAAUGAAGAAAACAGCAAAUAGCAAUGCUAAACAGGUGAUUGAAUGGGUUUUGGAGAAGACUAGCAAGUAGAGGCACUGUGUGGAUUCUAUUGACACCUUCCCAGGAGCUGUGGAGACAGAGCACUUCUGACUUGAGAAGCAUUAUGCUGCCCAAUGCACACACACAUCUGCACACUGGGAGGACAUUGGUCAGUGUAGCUAUAAAGACUCAUUCUUCAAGCAAAGGAGUGAGGUUGGAAACUUUUUAUACUGAAAGUUUUAAUUUUUUUAAAUUCAAAUGAAAAGAAGUUGUAUUUUAUAUGUGUAUUUAUUAUGUUUUUUAAAAGGACUAUAGCUUGACUUGAUUUAUAAAGCUUUGUAUAUUUUCCAAGCAGUGUAUUUGGUUUUUAUAUGAAUAAAAACCCCCACAUAUUUAAUUUUGGUAACUACUACUUUGUUUUACCUUUUUGUGUGAAGAUCUCUAUUCUACUUCAGCUUGCUCUUGUAUAAACAGCUAUUUACAGCAUCAGCCGUUAACAGUUUAUACACUAAUCAAGAACAGUUCCUAUUCUGUAGGUGAAAACAAACACAAUCAGAAUUUGAACCUUAAUUAUCUCUGUGUUGUACUAUAAGGAAGAAAAAAAGCAUGGCUUGAAACUUGGUGCAAGGUCCCAUUAAAGGAAGUUUCUUUGUUUUACAAGCUGAAUGUUCGGUAUUAUUUCCUGCAUGCUCUUUGUAACACUCCUUAGAAAAAUAUCUAAGGAGAGGUCUGAGAUUUCUUUUCCUGGAAGGGGAGAAAAUCAAAGCAAUAGUGGUAAUGAGGCUGGUGAGAGCUUGUGCUAUGCUGAAAUGUAAGGAAAAAAUAGUUUCUAGCUGUGUUGCAAACACAGUAAAAUACUAAAUUUGGCCUCAGUUAGUUUAAGUCCCUGGCAUGUACCUGGCUGGGACUCAUGUAAUUAUUCAAGUUAGUAUUUUGUUGAGAUGAGGAAUUCCUACUAAGAUUUCUGUAUUAAGGAUUUCCUAUUUAUCAUAUAAAUUAACAGGAUUAAAACUGAUAGAGAUGCAUGGCUAUUGUUUGCUAUAUUACCCUGGUAGGAAAAUAGAUUAAACAAUACAAAUAUAAAUGAAACGCA
Passer montanus (Eurasian tree sparrow) is the source of this 4012-nucleotide messenger RNA. It is a transcript of the gene MTBP, whose product is annotated as MDM2 binding protein. The transcript is spliced from 24 exons. Gene Ontology annotation, biological process: traversing start control point of mitotic cell cycle; regulation of protein ubiquitination; protein localization to kinetochore. The record is from RefSeq and is a predicted model, not a curated record. NCBI's taxonomy places the organism in Eukaryota, Metazoa, Chordata, Aves, Passeriformes, Passeridae. The coding region runs from base 1 to 2970 and encodes 989 amino acids. Gene Ontology annotation, cellular component: kinetochore.